AUGGGUGUCCAUUCUUUAUGGGACAUUUUAGGUCCAACCGCUAGACCUGUAAGGUUAGAAUCCCUUCAUGAUCAGAAAAUGGCAGUGGACGCAUCAAUUUGGAUAUAUCAGUUUCUUAAAGCUGUGAGGGAUAAUAAAGGUAACGCAGUCAAAGAUGCUCAUAUUGUGGGUUUUUUUAGGAGAAUAUGUAAGCUUUUGUUUUAUGGGAUAAAACCUGUAUUCGUAUUCGAUGGAGGAGUACCAGCGCUUAAGAAAGCUACUAUUCAAGAAAGAAAAGAGAAACGGCAAGGUAAAAGGGAUAGCGCAGCUGCUACAGCUAGAAAAUUACUUGCUAUACAACUUCAGAAACAUUCUGAAGGUUUGGAUUUAGAUCCUAAUGCUAUUCCCAAUCAAGAUGCUUCUUCUAAAAAUAAUUCCAAUAAAAUAUUCAGACCACAUGAUGAAUGGCAUUUACCAGAUAUCCCUGGAUUUAAAAUCGAUGAAGAUGAUGAUAGAGUUCUAUCUGCAAAAAACUACGAUCAGAUUGUUAAUUCUAUUACUGACGAAUGGAAUGGUAUUGAUUUAGAUUCUAUAAAUCCAGCUUCAAAAGAGUUUGAAGAACUUCCGAAAGCUACUCAAUAUAUGAUACUGACAACUCUAAGAUUAAAAUCAAGAUUGAGAAUGGGAUAUUCCAAAGAACAACUAGAAGAAUUAUUUCCAAAUAGUAUGGAUUUUUCCAAAUUUCAAAUUGAUAUGGUGAAAAGAAGGAACUUCUUUACGCAAAAGUUAUUAAAUACCACUGGUGUCACUGAUGGUGGGGCUUCAAAAAUGGAAGAUGAAGAAGUGGUAAAUAGAAUAUCAGGUCAAGUGCAUAAGGAAUAUAAAUUAGCUAGAACAGAUCAUGGUUGGGCUCUGGGGUUCGGAGAAUAUGAUGGUUCAGAAAUCGGGAAAGCCAUCCAUUUAAUAGAUGAUGGGGAAGUUAAUGCAAAUACUAUACAAUUAGAUUCCAAAUUAGUAUCACAAAGAAAUAAAAAUAACGUAAAUGACAUCGAAGAAAGAAACAAAAAUAAAUAUGAUGAUGAAGAUGAUGAAGAUGAUGAGUCAAUGGAAUGGGAAGAUGUUGAAUUGAAAUCUGAUGGAACAAAGAAGAUUGAAGAUUUUUCUCUAAAGGCUGCUAGACUAUAUCAGGUACAAAAGCCAGAUAUGGCAGCUGGUGGUCAGGCUUUUCUAGAUAAAAGAAUUGAUGCUGAUUAUUCGCCAGUAAAACUGGCUGGAACCAUUAAAAGGAAAGUAAUUGAAAAUAUACCAAGUGAAAGUGAUAAUGAAGAUGAUUACUUGAGACAAAUUGAAGAAAUUGAACUUAUGGAAGCUAUUCAAAAAUCAAAAAAAGACACAGGGGGUAAAAAUGGAAAAAUGUCUGGAGAAAUAGAAAGCGUAAAAUCAACAUUUACAAGUCAAUUUGUUACGAAUGACAGUUCGGAGAGGAAACUUAGUACAAUUUUAGAUCAGGAAAAUAAGAAGCUUCUUCCUGAAGUAACUUCAAAUUUUAAAGUGAAAGAGCACCAUAAACAAAACAAUAAAGAAUUUUCAAAAUCUUUCCCUAGUGAGAACGAACAAAAUCUGAAUCUUAUAUUAAGUAAAAUUCCUGGGUUCGAUAAAGCUAUUGCAAAUGAAUCAAUAUUAUUUAGUAAUGCUCAAAAUAAAACAGAAAAAAAUAUAAUAAAAGAGAAUAGAAAGGAACAUGAUAUUAUUGAGACACCUAGUUGGUUCGGUGACUCAAAUCAAUCUACAAUAAAUCCGUUUAUAUCCAACAAAUUUGUCGAAGAUAAAGAUGAAGUAAUAGAUAGAGGAAAUUAUUCACAAAAUAAUAGUAGCUAUGCUCUGGUUUCAGGUUCCCGUGCAUUCGAUAUGAUAGAGGCACACACGACAUCUACAUCGGACCUCAACAGUAAUGAAAACGAUGUAGUUGAGAUUGUCAGCGAUAUUGGAAGUGAUACUGAAAACAAUAAUUACGAGGCGGAUCAAAACAAAGAUGAGGCUGAAUUAUUGGAACUAGAAUCUCAAGAGAAAGUAUGGACAAAAGUUGAUCAUAUAAAAACAUCUGAUCCAAACGUUAAAGAGCAAAAUAACAAUAAGUCUUCUGAGAAAGUUGUUGCUAUUUUUGAUUAUGAUUUUACAGAAGAUGAAGAAAGUAAUAUAGCGGAGAAUAUUAGAAAAGAAUGGUAUGAUUUCAAUAAGUUCCAGUCUGAGAUUUCUGAUAAAACUGUAUCUAGCACAUUUUUGGAAGAUGAACUGUUUGAGCAACAGAUGAAAGAUAAAAGGGAUUCAGAUGAAGUCACGCCAGAGAUGGUAAUUGCAGUGCAGGAAUUAUUAUCUCGUUUUGGUAUUCCAUAUAUAGUAGCCCCAAUGGAAGCUGAAGCUCAGUGUGCAGAAUUAUUACUUUUGAAAUUAGUGGAUGGUAUUAUAACAGACGAUAGUGAUGUGUUUUUAUUUGGAGGAGCAAAAAUCUAUAAAAAUAUGUUCCAAGAAAAGAAGUAUGUUGAAUUUUAUGAUGUUCAAUCUAUUAAUAGUAAUCUAGCAUUGGAUAGGAAAAACAUGAUAGACCUGGCGUUGUUGUUGGGUAGUGAUUAUACAAAUGGUGUGAAGGGUCUUGGACCUGUUUUGAGCAUGGAAGUUCUGGCGGAUUUUGGUACCUUAGAAAGAUUUAAAGAGUGGUAUGAUGAAGGAAUGUUUGAUAAAAGUAAACAAGAAAGCGAUAGUAAGUUCAGAAAGGAUUUAAGGAAAAAAUUAAUAAAGAAUGAAGUUGUAUUAAGUUCUGAGUUUCCAAGCAAGUUGGUAAUUGAUUCGUAUAUAAACCCUGAAGUAGAUCAUGAUAAAACUUCAUUUGUAUGGGGGACUCCUGAUUUAGAUAUGUUAAGAGAAUUCAUGAGAAGGCAGAUUGGAUGGCCUCAAGAGAAGUCGGAUGAAAUCUUGAUACCGUUGAUAAAAGAUAUCAAUAAACGUAAAGCAGAAAAACAACAACGUACAUUGAGUGAGUUUUUCCCUAGUGAACUAAUACAAGAAUCAAGACGAUUGAAAAUGAGUAAAAGAAUAGUUACUGCGACUGGAAAAUUAAAACAGAGAAGAACAAAGUAA
Vanderwaltozyma polyspora DSM 70294 is the source of this 3114-nucleotide messenger RNA. It is a transcript of the gene RAD2, whose product is annotated as ssDNA endodeoxyribonuclease RAD2. Gene Ontology annotation, cellular component: nucleus. Gene Ontology annotation, molecular function: single-stranded DNA binding; DNA endonuclease activity. The transcript has a single exon. Gene Ontology annotation, biological process: nucleotide-excision repair. NCBI's taxonomy places the organism in Eukaryota, Fungi, Ascomycota, Saccharomycetes, Saccharomycetales, Saccharomycetaceae. Bases 1 to 3114 code for a protein of 1037 amino acids. The record is from RefSeq and is a predicted model, not a curated record.